Messenger RNA from Phialemonium atrogriseum, 1006 nucleotides. RefSeq lists its product as uncharacterized. Lineage: Eukaryota; Fungi; Ascomycota; Sordariomycetes; Cephalothecales; Cephalothecaceae. The coding region runs from base 243 to 536 and encodes 97 amino acids. The record is from RefSeq and is a predicted model, not a curated record. The transcript is spliced from 3 exons.
CAAUCCUUCUGUCAUUACUCCCUAGCAGUGCCUAGGUACCCAAGGCUGGUUGCCAACCUAGGUAGCCCAUAGAUCGAUCAGGAAGCUAGUGACAUCACAAGCCAGGUGUCUCAGCUCAGCUGGUGCAAAGACAGCGUUGCUGCUUCCGACUCCUUACUCGUAAACAAAUCCAAAUUCUGCUUAUUUCUACCUAGAACAGAGAACACUAUAUUCCAAUCCAAAAGUUGAGAGAAGAGCCCAAGAUGGAUUUCGUCAACAAGUUUACCGGGGGUGGCAACAAGGCCGAGGGACAGAACACCCAGGGCCAGGGGUCCAAUUCCUCAGGCGGUGGCUUCAUGGACAAGAUCAACAGCGUAGCUGGCGGUGGACGCGAGAGCGAGAAGAACGAGGAUAUGCUCGACAAAGGCGUCGAUUGGGCCCAGGAGCACAUUUUGGGCCAGGGUCCUCAGGAUAAUGAGAGUGCCGUCGAGCAGGCCAAGGACGAGCAAAUCUCGGACUACAUCCGAGAUAUAGUCAACCUAUCCACCAAGCUGUGACCAAAACAGAUGCUGUUCCUUGCAGAAUUGAAUCAAGUCUUGCUCUUGGGGCUGUCAAUCCGAACGAUCCCAGACUUUUCACAGAGCAUUUAAGAAAGAUGCGAAGUGAAAUCCAUACCUUGAGACCACAAGACCAUGGAAGUCAUCAGAAAAGACUGCCGGUUAUUAAACUAAUCUGUUCAUGCUGCCCGGACAACUUUAUUUCAAUCCCGAUUGCAAAACUACUUAUCUCUAGAACACUCAACAAAAAAGCUAAUGCAAUACUAUGAUUAACGUUGUUUCGCCUGCUUUAGAGAAACUUAACGAUUAUGCACUCUGGAUUCAUCUCUUUGUUGUUGAUGAUUGAAGGUAUGUGCCUCUGUGUCAAAGGUUGAACGAAUAUUUCUCGCAUGAUCAGAAGGAAAGGGGGGGUCCAGUAGGAACGAGGGAGCGUAAUUAGUUUCAUUUCAACCCUCUCCCUGUUUAAUCGC